AUGGGAGGAAUUACUGUAUUAUUAGCUGGAGAUUUUCGCCAAACACUUCCAGUUGUGCCAAGAGGAACCAGAGCUGAUGAAGUCAAAGCUUGCAUUAAGUCAUCGAAUCUAUGGCAGCAUACAUUAAAGCUUUCACUCCAUGAAAAUAUGCGCGUCCAUCUGAGAAGAGAUAACUCUGCAGCACAAUUUUCUGAAAUACUAUUAAAAAUUGGUAACGGAAAUUAUCCUCAGGUUGAAGGUAAACUGAUUAUACCUUUAGAGCUUGGCGUAGUAGUAAAUACAUUGUCUGAGUUAACGGCUAAGAUAUACCCUGAUAUAUGCAAUAUCAACAAAAAAACAAAUGACUGGUUAUGUGAACGUGCAAUCUUGACACCUAAAAAUGAUAGAGCUGCAGCAAUUAAUGACAAUUUGUUGAAUUAA
This is a messenger RNA of Lucilia sericata (common green bottle fly), 420 nucleotides long. RefSeq lists its product as uncharacterized. NCBI's taxonomy places the organism in Eukaryota, Metazoa, Arthropoda, Insecta, Diptera, Calliphoridae. The transcript has a single exon. Gene Ontology annotation, biological process: telomere maintenance; DNA repair. The record is from RefSeq and is a predicted model, not a curated record. Gene Ontology annotation, molecular function: DNA helicase activity. The coding region runs from base 1 to 420 and encodes 139 amino acids.